Molecule: messenger RNA, 2171 nt
Organism: Raphanus sativus (radish)
Lineage: Eukaryota; Viridiplantae; Streptophyta; Magnoliopsida; Brassicales; Brassicaceae
Product: receptor-like protein 53
Exons: 1
Coding region: 43-1614 (523 amino acids)
Molecular function (GO): protein binding
Source: RefSeq, a predicted model, not a curated record
CUUUGCUCUUUCAUUUUAAAGUUAAAUAAGCUUAAAAGAAGAAUGAAAGGCUUUUGGAACUUAACGAGUACCAUUUCUCUUACUCUUUCUAUACUAUUCUUAUUCGGUUACGAUUAUGAAGACGUGUCUGCGGUUCCUACUAGGCACCUGUGUCGGCCGGAACAAAGGGAUGCACUUCUCCAAUUCAAGAACGAGUUUCAGGUUCUAAACUCUUCCGUUGAUUCUUAUUGUGAUUAUUUAAAUCUUAUUAAGAAGCCUCAUGGGAAGACAGAGUCAUGGAUGAAUAACAGCGACUGUUGUACUUGGGAGGGUAUCACGUGCGAUGCCAAAUCAGGUGAAGUGAUCGAACUAGACCUUAGUUGCAGCAACCUACUUGGCAAGCUUCAUUCCAAUAGCAGUCUUCGAAAACUUCAUUCUCUAACCACUCUAAACCUUUCAGCUAAUGGUUUUAGUGGUGAAAUCAUGUCUUCUAUCAGAAACCUUUCUCAUAUCACCUCCCUCAACCUCUCGCGAAAUAGUUUCAGCGAGUUCAAUCCUUCUUCCAUUGUAGACCUUUCUUAUCUCACCUCUCUCGAUCUUUCAUUUAAUAGCUUUUCUGGUCAGAUUCCAUCUUCAAUUGGAAAUCUUUCUCAUCUCACUUACCUUGAUCUUAAUUUGAAUCAAAUUACGGGUAAGAUUCCAUCUUCUAUUGGAAAUCUAUAUAACCUCGAUUAUCUUGACCUUUCUGGGAACGAUAUUGUUGGAGAAAUCCCAUCUUCUUUUGGAAAUCUAAACCAGUUGACCAGAUUAGAUGUUGGUCUAAAUAGGCUCAAUGGAAGCUUUCCGAUUGCACUACUGAAUUUGACAGGGUUGUCAUAUUUAAGACUCUUUUACAAUCAGUUCACAGGAACAAUUCCUCAUAACAUCACUUCACUAUCCAAAUUGUCGUUUUUUUCCGCAAGUAACAAUGCUUUCACUGGAACCCUGCCUUCUUCCCUCUUCACCCUUCCUUCUAUGGAUACUGUUGAUUUGUCUGAUAACCAACUCAACGGUAUUCUUGAGUUUGGGAAUAUAUCUUCACCACCUAAGCUACGAAGGUUAUAUGUUGGCAAUAACAAAUUGAGAGGGCCAAUCCCAGGCACGAUAUCAAAGUUUACCAACCUCGUCGAACUUGAACUUUCCGAUUACAAGACACAAGGUCCAGUUGACUUUAGUAUCUUCUCACAUCUCAAGUCGCUCGCAUAUCUUGACAUAUCCUAUUUGAACACGACCACUACCAUUGACUUGAAUGAUUUCUUGUCGUAUUUUAAGAGGCUCGGGUUGUUGGAUCUCUCAGGCAACCUUGUUUCAAUCACAAACAAGAGUCCAGUUCCCGUUCCCCCUUUAUUGUAUCAGUUGCACUUGUCAGGCUGCGGUAUCACCGAGUUUCCGGAGUUUGCAAGAUCGCAAUAUAUGUCGUUUCUAGACAUUUCCAACAAUAAAAUCAAAGGACAAGUGCCUGGCUGGUUAUGGAGGCUACCAAAGCUGAUUUACCUGAAUCUUUCCAACAACACUUUCACCGGCUUCGAAAACUCAACGAAACUUGGGCUAUCUUCAAGAUUUGACCUCACCUCUGUGAAUCUUCAGGGAGGCUAGAUUCAAGAGGGAUACUAUUUUGGACACAUUUUUUUCACAGCUAAGUAAAGUGGGAAAGGAAUCAGACUCGGAUAAGUAUCAAGAAGCAGGAUCUCUAUCAGAUAAAAUCCUGUUCUGUAACUCGUGUCACCGCCAAGAAUCUAAGCAGAGACAUGCUGGUGAAAGUUUGCUCCUCUGCGGCUCUGCAUUUGAUAAACCAGAAAUAGUAUAAUUUUUUUUUGAAUAUAAACUAUUCUUUGUAUACGUUGCAGUUUCUUCCAACAGACUUUUCAAGGUCUAACGGUUUGAUGAAUCGUAAAUGUGGGAUCACUCUAUUGAAUGAAGAUGGAAAACCAUGGACAGUGAAACAUACCACAAAACAUAGGCUUUGCUCCCGUGUCUUGACUCUAAUAUUAACAAUUGACUUGCUAUGUUUCAGUUGAGUUUGUUGUUUUCUUGAAGCUGUUUCUGUCCUUCACUCCUUUGUAUACUUGUGUGUGAUCUCGUUUGAUAUGUUUGGAGAGUAGUGACAUGAUACGGAGUUGAUGCAUCUUUAAAAGUAUAAGAAUAUUUUUACA